This is a messenger RNA of Dentiscutata erythropus, 712 nucleotides long. NCBI's taxonomy places the organism in Eukaryota, Fungi, Glomeromycota, Glomeromycetes, Diversisporales, Gigasporaceae. The record is from the annotation of a GenBank genome assembly.
AUGUCAUCAUUCCUAGAAUUUAUUCCACACUAUGUAUUAGUUUGCUUACCAGCCAUUGCAAUAAUAGGAGCAGCACCAUUUAGUGGUCUAAAAAUGAAGAUAUUUUGGAUGCUUCAUUGUCUUGGAUGUCCAUUUACGGGGUUGAUUUACUACUGUAACGUAGAGAAUAACGAAACGGCACUAUGCACAUACUGGCUUACUUCUGAUCAUUAUGUGAUAAAUAUAGAAAAAAGCGAAAAUGAGAAAAAUGAAGAGGAUCCACUCGAAAGUCAACCUACUAUCAAUCAAAUUAAUGCCAUGAAUCAAUGCAUAGCAGAACCAUCUAUACAAGAGAGAAUCGCGCCAUUGGGACUAGCUAUCCCUAUAGUUAUUGGAAUAUAUACGGCGAUAGCCAGAGCAAUAGGACCAUGUACCAAUAAAGAUUGGGCAUAUUUUCCAGUUGCAUUUGCUUGGACAUUGCCAGCAAUUCUUAGAAUAGUAUUUGGAAGGAAGAUAGUAUUUAAAGAUCCCAUACAAAUUUUAGGAAAAGACAAGAUACGCGUAAGAAAAUAUUCAAGAACUGAAUUGGACUACAAAAAUAACAAAACUGCCCAUGCUAUUAUUACUGCUUUCGCAUCAGUAACACUUCAUUGGAUAGUAGUAAUUUUAGCAUACUUUACUCCUCCAAUCGGAUUUGGUGAAAAAAGCGUUAGUGGUAAUAAAUAUAUUCAUG